Messenger RNA from Raphanus sativus (radish), 1170 nucleotides. RefSeq names its product putative cyclin-T1-1. The record is from RefSeq and is a predicted model, not a curated record. The coding region runs from base 216 to 1109 and encodes 297 amino acids. Gene Ontology annotation, biological process: regulation of transcription by RNA polymerase II; positive regulation of DNA-templated transcription, elongation. The transcript has a single exon. Gene Ontology annotation, molecular function: cyclin-dependent protein serine/threonine kinase activator activity. Lineage: Eukaryota; Viridiplantae; Streptophyta; Magnoliopsida; Brassicales; Brassicaceae. Gene Ontology annotation, cellular component: cyclin/CDK positive transcription elongation factor complex; nucleus.
GAUAUGACGUUUUAAAAAAAAUGGACAAACAAUUCGAGGGGUAUUAAAUUUCUAUCGGUUCGCUUAAAGACUCUACUAGGGUUAUAGGGGUUUGUUAAAAUCCUCCGUAAAUCUCGUUCACAGCAGUUAUUAAUUAUAUCUCAACAAAUUUCUUUUUGAAAAGCAAAUCGUUUGGGAGGUUUUGGGUUCGAUAGAAAGACAGAGAGCUUUUAACAAUGUCAGAAACGAGUUGGUAUUAUACGAGAGAAGAGAUAGAAAAAACAUCGCCAUCGAGAAUCGACGGUAUCGACUCAAAGCAAGAGACUUUCCAGCGUUGGUCUUACACUACAUUCCUCCAAGAGCUUGGCCAGAGACUCAACAAUCCUCAGAGAUCCAUAGCGACAUCGAUAGUCCUCUGUCAAAGAUUCUUCACGCGCCAGUCACUCGCGAAGAACGACCCCAAAACGAUGAGCAUCGUAUGUAUGUUCAUCGCAGGGAAAGUCGAAGGGUCACCGAGACCAGUGGGAGACGUCAUCGCCGUAGCGUACAGAGUAUUACACGACAAGGAACCGUCGAGAGAAGUGUACGAGAGACUGAAGAAAACUGUCCUAACCGGGGAGAAGUUUGUGCUCUCUACGUUAGGGUUUGAUCUGGAAAUUGAACACCCUUAUAAACCGGUGUCGAAUUGGGUUAAGAGAUCGGUUAAGGUGGAGAGUGAUGCUAAAAGGUUGUCUCAGGCUGCGUUUAAUUUCGUUAACGACAGUUUAAGGUCGUCGCUCUGUUUGCAGUUCAAGCCGAGUCAGAUUGCUGCGGCUGCUAUAUAUCUUGGGUCGCGCGUGGCUAAUGUGAAGUUGCCGUGGGAUGGGGAGAAAGUGUGGUGGCAAGUGUUCAGUGUCACGAAACUACAAUUGUGUGAGAUCAGUAACCAGACGAUUUCUAUAUAUGAACAGGACUUCCUCAUCCCGGGUGAACAAGAAGCAAAAUAUAAGCUUGGUGAUGGAGAGUUACUAAGACCAGAGCAAAAGCAGAGCAAGGAUGAUGGAACUAAAUAUUGUCAUGGUGUUGAAGGUCAUGAAGAUCAUAAGGGAAUUGUGAUAAAUGGAGCUGAUAAAGCUAAGAAACCUUGUUGAAACUGUUGAUAAUGUACCUUUUGGAGCAUUCCUAAAAAUACAUGUAGUUGUUGAGAGGUAA